AUCACGAAAAUAUUGAUGAUCUCGAUGGUCAUUUCAGACGCCAUCUUUGGAGUCACCGGUAUGCCGUUAAUGGUGAUUGAGCUCUACCACAGCGGACACUGGACACUCGGCCCCACAUGCUGUUUCAUCAAGGUGCUGGCACACUACAUAUGGUGUCCACUGGUCAUGUGUCACGUGGUGUGUAUGGCCGUGGACAGAUUUUUGGCUGUAUGCAAACCUUUGGUUUACCGAAGCCUUUCCUUCAAAGUGGGUUACGGUCUCGUGGGACUUUGUUGGGCCCUGUCUCUGCUGGUGGUGAUCACGCCCAUGGCGGCCAACUGGUUAAAUUCAGUUGAGGAUGCCCAACCAUGUGCAGAAUCCAAUAGCGUUUGUGACUUUAGACGAUCGAUGGUGUUUGUGAUACUCAACUAUGUUUUUCUUGGUUUCUCGCCAAUCACUGCGAUACUGUUGUUGUAUUUCUUUAUUGUAAAGGAUAUUUUGAGAUCCAGUAAAAGAAUCGCCAACAGCUGCAGUAUUCGAAUACACCCACACCAUGUAGAUUGCGUAAAAUCUAAAACGAAUUUUACAGAUGAGGAGCAAAGCGAGAAAGGUGUUGAGAAAAAUGUUGAGCAUUUUUUUUCCACGAGUGGACCCAAGAUCUUGACCCCAAAUAUUAGCUCUUUAUGUUUUUUUGAUUCAGUUUCGUCAAGCUCAGAUGUCCACACACAAGUCAAAAGCUUAGCUGUUAGCGAGAAGUGUGAACCAAGAUCAUUAGAACCAAGAUCACAAGCGUUGGGUGUCAAAAACCAUUUUGAUUCAAAUGUCAACACUAACAUUUUAACGUCAGCUGAUCCUGAAUGUGCGCAGCUUAUGGCAUACACGAUACCUGAACGACUGGACAUGUCUGUAAAAAAAGACACACUUAUAAAUCCACACGACACAAAUCUCCCGGACACACAUUCCGUACAUGACCUAAAUAAAUCAAAUAAACUCAGAUUUUCAUUUAUACGCCUUCCUACUUUUAAAUUAAAUCGGAGAUUCCCCAAGACACCACAAACUCAAGGACAUCGUCAAGGUUUCAGAAAAAUGAGGGCUGUUCGGACGAUUGGGUUUGUCGUUAUGUGUUUCUCCAUCACCUGGUUGCCGGUAAUCAUAACGGUGCCCAUAUGCACCAUGACUGGCAGCCAGAUGCCCUCUUGGCUGAUACUGGUGAUCUGCUUCUGUAACUACAGUAACGCAGCUUUGGAUCCAGUGCUCUUC
Messenger RNA from Lymnaea stagnalis (great pond snail), 1239 nucleotides. The record is from the annotation of a GenBank genome assembly. NCBI's taxonomy places the organism in Eukaryota, Metazoa, Mollusca, Gastropoda, Lymnaeidae.